Messenger RNA from Drosophila willistoni, 1914 nucleotides. RefSeq lists its product as uncharacterized. Gene Ontology annotation, biological process: DNA integration. The transcript is spliced from 3 exons. The record is from RefSeq and is a predicted model, not a curated record. Gene Ontology annotation, molecular function: nucleic acid binding. The annotation marks the transcript as partial. Lineage: Eukaryota; Metazoa; Arthropoda; Insecta; Diptera; Drosophilidae.
AUGUUUCGGCAGAUUUGGGUGAACGACAAACACCGCGACUUCAAGAGAAUUGUCUGGAGAGAAAGGCCAUCGGAUCCAAUCAAACACUAUCAACUAUGCACCGUCACUUAUGGCACCUCAUGUGCACCAUUCCUGGCUGUUAGGGUAUUAGAGCAACUGGCUACUGAUCAUCAGCAGGAAUUCCGAAUGCUGCAAAAAUCUUACAAGAGGAUUCUUAUGUCGACGAUGUGCUCACUGGGUCAAACAACAUUUGUUGGGAACCGAACUUCGGAAAUUCUGGACACCAUUCCAAGGCAUUAUUGGCGUCAUGUGGACUCCAAAUCAAAUCCAGCUGAUUGCGCAUCCAGAGGUCUCAUGGCUGCAGACCUAAAGGACUUUCAGUUAUGGUGGAAUGGCCCGUCAUGGAUACGUGACGCGGAUCAGUUUCUGGUAAGGUUAAACAACUCACAAGUCUGUUUGAAUAUUUCAGAAAAGAACAUAGAAAAGGAAGUCAAAAGCAAUUGUCUGACUGCAUUAGUAGAGGCAACUCCUGAUCAUCCACUUGAUCAUGUUGUUCAUCGAGUAUCUUCAUGGUUGACGCUCGUUCACACGGUUGGCUAUGUCCUUCGCUUUCUACGGCGCACGAAGGGUCCAUUUGGGGACAAGGGCUCAAACUGUCUUACGUUUGAGGAAAUCACCGCGGCACGCAUUGUAUGCUUGCGCCACGCGCAAACCUGCUUUCAGGAUGACUAUCAAUUGCUACUCGCAAAUAAACCAUUGCGAAGUCGAUCUCAGCUGGCUAAACUCUCGCCAAUGAUCGACAAGGACGGACUACUCAGGGUUGGAGGACGCUUGCACCACUCGCAAUUGUCCACAGAGGCGAAACAUCCAGUUUUGCUACCGAAAUCUCAUCGCAUCACCAAGCUGAUACUUGAAUACGAACACAGGGUCAACCUGCACCCUGGCGUCUCAUCACUCUUUGUUAUGGUACGUCAAACAUUCUGGAUAUUUGGCGCAAGGAACUUGAUAAGGAAAGUCACACACGACUGUUUGGCUUGUUUUCGACAGCGGCAUCAUACAUCACAACAAAGGAUGGCUGAUCUACCCAGCAUUCGUGUCACUCAGGCACUUCCAUUUGUAAACACUGGAUGUGACUAUGCUGGUCCAAUCCUUCUUAAGGAUGGAAAGGGGCGCAAACCGCGCAUUGGUAAGGGCUACAUAUGCCUAUUUGUUUGUCUGGUCACAUCGGCAAUCCAUCUGGAACUUGUAACGGACUUGAGCACCGACUCAUUCUUGGCCGCGCUAAGACGUUUCGUCUCUUUGCGUGGCAAGUGCAACAAAAUCUAUAGCGACAACGGAACGAAUUUCAUUGGAGCUAAACGCUCUCUUGAUGAAAUGCAAAAGCUGCUGGCAUCUCAACCACACAUCGAAAAGGUUAGGAAUGCUCUGGCGAAUGAUGGCAUUCAAUGGGUAUUCAUUCCACCACAUGCUCCUCAUUGGGGAGGAAAAUGGGAAUCUGCAGUCAGAUGCGUAAAGCUGCAUAUUCGCCGAGUCAUUGGGAAAUCUACUCUCACCUACGAGCAGAUGCGAACUCUACUUGCACAAGCCUCUCACAACUAUACCAGAGGCAGACUUAGGCCACAUCCCCGUGGGCCGACUUGGGUACUGGCAAAGUAUCCAAUCUAUGAUGCAAGGUUUCUGGAAGCAAUGGCACCAGGAGUAUCUUACCCAUUGCAACAGCGUCCAAAGUGGACCACUACAACACCAAAUAUAGCAGUGGGAGAUGUGGUGCUUGUAAAGGAAUCGAACACCCCACCAGCUCACUGGCAUCUGGCGCUGGUUCUCGAAGCCUACCCAGGCAAGGAUCAAUUGGUUCGAGCGGUUAGACUCAAGACCUCUUCGGGAGAAUUAACUCGGCCAAUCACCAAGGUUGCG